Molecule: messenger RNA, 4934 nt
Organism: Orcinus orca (killer whale)
Lineage: Eukaryota; Metazoa; Chordata; Mammalia; Artiodactyla; Delphinidae
Gene: POMGNT1
Product: protein O-linked mannose N-acetylglucosaminyltransferase 1 (beta 1,2-)
Exons: 21
Coding region: 2261-4348 (695 amino acids)
Biological process (GO): protein O-linked glycosylation via N-acetylgalactosamine
Cellular component (GO): Golgi membrane
Molecular function (GO): beta-1,3-galactosyl-O-glycosyl-glycoprotein beta-1,3-N-acetylglucosaminyltransferase activity
Source: RefSeq, a predicted model, not a curated record
GCAUGUGGGAUCCUCCCGGACUGGGGCACGAACCCGUGUCCCCUGCAUCGGCAGGCACACUCCCAACCACUGCGCCACCAGGGAAGCCCUCUCUGAAUGUUUUUUUAAUAACUUCCUGUUUUUGUUCAUGGCUGCAAUAUUAUCUCAUCUCUUUAAGGAUAUAAUUAAUGAUUGUUUAAGUUCUUAUCUCCCUGAAUUAUCUCCAUUUUAUUCAAGUCGCUUUUUUCUGUUUAUAGGUCUAUAUAGUUAAAGGGCUUCAUCAGAUGUCUUACAAUCUUUAGCUGUUGCUUAUACUUCAGAGUGGUCUCUAAAAAGCUGAUUGGAAACUCUCUGUGCCUGAGGCUUGCCAGCUCUGAACCUCACUAAGGGUUAUUUUGCUAGGAUGUUUGAUUGGGUAAGGCCUGUAGGUAGUACCUUGCGUGUGUGUGUGUGUGUGUGUGUGUGUUUUUUUUUUCUUGGGUUCAUCACAUUCACUAUAUUAUACCCAUCUAGAGAGUAUAAUGUAAGCAAAGCUGCCAAUGUUCUGGGAGCCAAGUAAGGGAAAGGCUGGGAGGGGUAUUACAUAGCAUUUAGUAUAUUUUAAUUUAAUCCCUCUUGCUCUCAAACUUUGCUUGGUGUCUCCCAACCUGGAGACCUUUGGUUCUAUUAUUUUUUAAAUAUAUAUUACUUGAUAAAUGUUUAUUGAAUUAUUCAGGAAAUAACUGCUUUAGUCACACCUACAGUGAUAAGCCAGAAAUCAGACCAACUUUGUACACUGAGAAAAAUAUAGGCACUGGAAUUAAACAGACCUGGAUUCAAGUUCCAGUUUUGCCAUUAAUGAGUCAUAUGAAAUUGGAAUAUUUUUUCCCUUUAAACCAUUAUUUCUUCAUUGUAAAAAGAGGAUACUAUCUAAUUUAAAGGUUUAUUUUCAGAAAUAGAAGGAGCAUUAACAGGCAGAGCAUACUGCCUGACAAGUAUUCACUAAUCAAUAAAUGGUAGCUAUUUGGCUUUACAUAUUACUAUGGUUAACUUAUCUACGAUGGCAUAAGCACAGAAAAUUUUGUACCUGAAAUUAUUUGUGUUUUUGGAAGAACAUCACAACAUUUGGAAGAAUAUUUGUUGACUUCAAUUAAACAAAUGAUUAUUGGGUACCUGGAUUUUCUAAUAAUUACAAAGAUAAUGGAGAAACUCUCCCUGCUUAACAGAAGCUUACAGUUUCAGUAAGGAGAUGUGGACAUAAAUAACUGAAGUACCACAGACUGCACAGACUAUUAAUGACACAGGAUAAAAGAGAUCAUCUUCAAUUAUUUCGUGCUGGGGACAAAUUUGUUAACAGUGAAACCAUGUAGUCCAUGACCAAACUAAAUGUAUUAAACAAAAUUUUUCUUACUAAAAAUGCUUCUCCUGCUUUGUUUUCUCCCCUCUUCCUUUCCUCUUUCCUCCUUCCUUCCCUCCUUCCCUCCAUCCCUCUCUUCCUUCCUGCCUUCCAGUCUUCUUCCCUUCCCCUUCCUCCCUUCCUUCUGUUCUAUUCUUUCCAAAACUUACAUUUCCAGUUUUCUGCGAUGAUAAAGGAGUUCUGGGCACUUGGUUGCCCAGUUGGGGAGGGAUUCUUAGAGUAUGAUUCUUUUUUUUUUUUUUUUUUAGUAUUUUAUUUAUUUAGUUUUUGGCUGCGUCAGGUGUUAGAUGUGACACACCAGGAUCUUUGCGGCGCGGGCUCUUCGUUGCAGUGUGUGGGUUUCUCUCUAGCUGUGGCAUGCAGGCUCCAUAGCACAUAGGCUCUCUAGUUGUGGUGCACGGGCUUAGUUGCCCCGCGGCAUGUGGGAUCUUAGUUCCCCGAUCAGGGAUUGAACCGGCAUCCUCUGCAUUGCAAGAUGGAUUCUUUUUUUUUUUUUUUUAAGAUGUUGGGGGUAGGAGUUUAUUAAUUAAUUAAUUUAUUUUUGCUGUGUUGGGUCUUCGUUUCUGUGCAAGGGCUUUCUCUAGUUUUGGCAAGCGGGGGCCACUCUUCAUCGCGGUGCGCAGGCCUCUCACUAUCGCAGCCUCUCUUGUUGCAGAGCACAGGCUCCAGACGCGCAGGCUCAGUAGUUGUGGCUCACGGGCCUCGUUGCUCCGCGGCAUGUGGGAUCCUCCCAGACCAGGGCUCGAACCCGUGUCCCCUGCAUUAGCAGGCAGAUUCUGAACCACUGCGCCACCAGGGAAGCCCCGAGAUGGAUUCUUAACCACUGGAACACCAGAUUCCUGAAGGCAUGGGUUGGCCAGGACAGUGGUGACCCCCCAAUCCGGCAUGGACGACUGGAAGCCCAGCCCCCUCAUCAAGCCCUUUGGGGCUCGGAAAAAGCGGAGCUGGUAUCUUAUCUGGAAGUAUAAACUGACCAACCAGCGGGCCCUGCGGAGAUUCUGUCAGACAGGAGCUGUGCUUUUCCUACUGGUGACCGUCAUUGUCAACAUCAAGUUGAUCCUGGACACGCGGAGAGCAAUCAGCGAGGCCAAUGAAGACCCGGAGCCAGAAAAAGACUAUGAUGAGGCCUUGGGCCGACUGGAGUCCCCACGGCGCAGAGGCAGUGGUCCCCGACGGGUGCUGGAUGUGGAGGUAUACUCAAGCCGCAGCAAAGUGUACGUAGCAGUGGACGGCACUACGGUGCUGGAGGAUGAGGCCCGGGAGCAGGGCCGGGGCAUCCAUGUCAUCGUCCUCAACCAGGCCACGGGCCAUGUGAUGGCAAAGCGGGUGUUUGACACGUACUCGCCUCAUGAGGAUGAGGCCAUGGUGCUGUUCCUCAACAUGGUGGCACCUGGCCGAGUGCUCAUCUGCACCGUCAAGGAUGAGGGCUCCUUCCACCUCAAGGACACAGCCAAGGCUCUGCUGAGGAGCCUAGGCAGCCAGGCCGGCCCUGCCCUGGGCUGGAGGGACACCUGGGCCUUCGUGGGACGAAAAGGAGGUGCCAGGACCGUAGGCCAUCCGCCCUGUAGUCCUGUCCUCGGGGAGAAACAUUCUAAGUCACCUGCCCUCUCCUCCUGGGGGGAUCCAGUCCUACUGAAGACAGAUGUGCCUCUGAGCUCAGCUGAAGAAGCAGAGUGCCACUGGGCAGACACAGAGCUGAACCGUCGCCGCCACCGCUUCUGCAGCAAAGUCGAGGGCUAUGGGAGUGUGUGCAGCUGCAAGGACCCCACACCCAUCGAGUUCAGCCCUGACCCACUCCCAGACAACAAGGUCUUCAAUGUGCCUGUGGCUGUCAUUGCGGGGAACCGGCCCAAUUACCUGUACCGGAUGCUGCGCUCUCUACUCUCAGCCCAGGGGGUGUCUCCCCAGAUGAUAACAGUUUUCAUCGACGGCUACUAUGAGGUACCGCCUAGGCAAGGAUGGAAGGGGUGGACACCUGGCCCCACUGUCCACCCCAAAGCUCAUGUGCCCUAUUCCUACUCCCCACCCAGCACUACAAGGCCAGCCUCACUGCCACUUUCAACCUGUUUCCGGAAGCCAAGUUUGCUGUGGUUCUGGAGGAGGACCUGGACAUCGCUGUGGAUUUUUUCAGUUCUUCCAGCAUCACUGUGUGACUGGGUUUGUCCUUGCCCCUCCCUGAACCCCUGGACCCUGCCUCUCAGUUUCCUGAGCCAAUCCAUCCACCUGCUGGAGGAGGACGACAGCCUGUACUGUAUCUCUGCCUGGAAUGACCAGGGGUAUGAACACACAGCUGAGGACCCAGCACUGCUGUACCGCGUGGAGACCAUGCCUGGGCUGGGAUGGGUGCUCAGGAAGUCCUUGUACAAGGAGGAGCUUGAGCCCAAGUGGCCCACACCGGAAAAGCUCUGGGACUGGGAUAUGUGGAUGCGGAUGCCGGAGCAACGCCGAGGCCGAGAGUGCAUCAUCCCUGACAUUUCCCGAUCCUACCACUUUGGCAUCGUUGGCCUCAACAUGAAUGGCUACUUCCAUGAGGCCUACUUCAAGAAGCACAAGUUCAACACGGUUCCAGGUGUCCAGCUGAGGAACGUGGACAGUCUGAAGAAAGAAGCGUAUGAAGUGGAAGUUCACAGGCUGCUCAGUGAAGCUGAGGUUCUGGACCACAGCAAGAACCCUUGUGAAGACUCUUUCCUGCCAGACACGGAGGGCCACACCUAUGUGGCCUUUAUCCGAAUGGAGAAGGAUGAUGACUUCACCACCUGGACCCAGCUUGCCAAGUGCCUCCAUAUCUGGGACCUGGAUGUACGUGGCAACCACCGGGGCCUGUGGAGAUUGUUUAGGAAGAGGAACCACUUUCUGGUGGUGGGGGUCCCAGCCUCCCCCUACUCAAUGAAGAAGCCACCAUCAAUCACCCCAAUUUUCUUGGAGCCACCCCCAAAGGAGGAGGGAGCCCCAGGAGCUGCAGAACAGACAUGAGACCUCCUCCAGGACCCUGCAGGGCUGGGUACUGUGUACCCCCAGGCAGGCUAGCCCUUCACCCAAUCCUGUAGGAUUUUGUAGACACUCUCAGGGGCUGGGGCUGGUUUGUUUUUAACAUGAGACUUAAUUACUAACUCCCAGGGGAGGGUUCCCCUGCUCCAACAUCCCUGUUCCUGAGUUGGAGGUCUAUUUAUUUACUUCCUUGUCGGGAAAGGGCAGGAUAGUACCUGGGAAUCUUUGGGAUCCCUGGGCAGCUGAUCCUGCCCUUUGUAUACUCCCUCCUCCCAGGCCUGGCUCAGAAUCUAACCUAUUUAUUGACUGUCCUGAGGGCCUUGGAAACUGGCGGAAGCCUGUAGGGCCUUGAUUUUUUUUUUGGACUGGGGUGCUGCCCUGAGGGUGGGGCAGGCUCUUACUCAGGAAACUGCUGUGCCCAACCCAUGGACAGGCCCAGCAGGGGCCCACCUGCUGAUGCAGACUCACUCAGAGACCCUCAGACACUGAACCAGGCCUCUUUCAGCCUCCUCUUUGUCCAGAUUUCCAAAGCUGGAUGAGGUGGUCAUUGAUUAAAAAAGGAGAAAAGCUC